This is a messenger RNA of Populus euphratica (Euphrates poplar), 1100 nucleotides long. RefSeq names its product 26S proteasome regulatory subunit RPN13-like. The record is from RefSeq and is a predicted model, not a curated record. The coding region runs from base 146 to 532 and encodes 128 amino acids. Lineage: Eukaryota; Viridiplantae; Streptophyta; Magnoliopsida; Malpighiales; Salicaceae. Gene Ontology annotation, cellular component: proteasome regulatory particle, lid subcomplex; cytoplasm; nucleus. Gene Ontology annotation, molecular function: proteasome binding; endopeptidase activator activity. The transcript is spliced from 7 exons.
GCAACCGAACCCAAUAAAACAUAGUGUAGCCAUCAUAAAAAAAACACUCCAAUUCCCCGAGCUCUCUUUCUCUAGAAAUCAAUCAAAUAAUUCCAUUAAUUUUCCAGCUUCUUCUUUUUUGUCCGUCGUUGCAGUGUUGAAAGAAAUGAAGCUUUAUAAAGGAAGUAUGCGAAAAAUGGGUUCUUCAUCAGUUGAAGAUAUUCCAGCAAUGCAGGAUCGGAUUAUUUUUUCUAAAGAGGUUAUUUUUGAGAAGGUUAAUCGAGCUUUGGGAAGGGUUUACAUCUUGAAAUUCAAUACAAAUGAUCAAGAGUCUUUCAUUUGGAUGCAGGCCAAGAGCCAAAAUCUUAAGAUGAUCCACAAUUGUGUAACUCUGUCAACUAUUAUAUUAAUUGUCCAUUUGGUUUUUGAAGACAUGCUUAAAGAUAAUAUCUCAUCAAGGAUUGGAAACUUAGUUGUCCCAAACCUUGGUGCAGAAGUAAUGAGUGAUGUAACCUCUUCAUCAGGACCAGUGAAAUUGGAAGACUUGCAAUAAAUCCUGAGUAAUAUUGGUGCUGGAGGAAUGUUCUGCUCAAAUAUUGCAAUUGACCAUAUCCUUGUUUGUUGCACUUAGGUUGGCCCGCGUGAUGUGAUGAUACAUGUUGCAGGUAGUUCGGGUGAUGCAGAUGAAGGGGAUAUACUGAAGCUUGAUUUGAUAAUGCCAUUGAUUGAGACAUCGUCGUUUGAAGAAGGAUUAACAUCUCACUUACCUGAGGUAUAAGAAGGUCUUAUGUUUGGGAUUUCUUGUAUGUUUUAUGUCGAUGCAUUCUGAGGUAAUUAUGAGGUUGCAGGGUCACUGCACUCCAGAGGAUAUUUUAGAAUUGUUGCAGAGUCCUCCUUUCCGUCAGCAAAUGGAUUCUUUUACUUAUGUAAAAAAUGCGAGGCUGAUUCUUCUUGUUCUGUUUCUUGUCCUUUUGAUGAUAACUAAUUUUACAAAGCUUAACUCUUCUUUUUGUUUGAAGGUUCUCCGAACUGGACAUAGAUUUGUCUCAAUUUAGGAUCGACCUGUAGCAUAACAAUGGUUUUUAAAUACAUGAUUUUCUCUUUAGCAAAUCAUUUACUCA